Molecule: messenger RNA, 648 nt
Organism: Auanema sp. JU1783
Lineage: Eukaryota; Metazoa; Nematoda; Chromadorea; Rhabditida; Rhabditidae
Source: the annotation of a GenBank genome assembly
AUGCAAGCCAUUUCAAGAAGUGUAUCUGCUGAGCUAGACGUAGGCAUGACUUCUUCAUAUGAAGAUGCUCUGGACGUUAGUGAUUCUGAAUUAGAAAAACUGUGUCAAGAUGCUGCCCGACAUUUAAAACGAGAAAAGCCGCAGACAGAAGGUAUCAUACUAACUCCCAUCGUUAGAGCAUAUUCUGCCAAACACAAGCGAUCUAGCAGUAGUGAAAAUUCUAGCAUUGAAAAAAUUAGAGUAGAAGGAGCAAGGAGUCGUGUUACUACCAUGAGAGAACGAGACCGAACACGACGGGCAGCCAAUCGUAGUGGAAGUAGUCAAUCUGAUGAAGAUUGGAGGACUGUGAAUUAUGCGUUUCAAGAAGUUGCCCAUUAUCCUGUACUAGUUCAAAUCAAUCAACAACUUCAGUUAUUGAGCCGACAGCUCUAUGACAUAGAAUCUACGAACACACUUCAACUAAGGAUUAUCGCUCAUAUGCUGGGAAAAUUGAUUCAGUCUAAGAAAUCUUCCUUUUUCUCCUUCUCUAGGCUUAUACGUUCUAUUCCCAUUCUUUUAUGCUUCCUCAUAUGGCCAUUCGUGGCGAAAACCGUAUUUAUGUGGAUAAUGAAGAGACCAAGAAGCUUCUCUUUCUUCCGACUGUUAUAG